This is a messenger RNA of Cercopithifilaria johnstoni, 3255 nucleotides long. Lineage: Eukaryota; Metazoa; Nematoda; Chromadorea; Rhabditida; Onchocercidae. The record is from the annotation of a GenBank genome assembly.
AUGAGUAAUACUGGGAAUGUAUUUGGAAUCAACUUUCUGAAAGAGUUGAUAGAAACGGGUCAUGCAAUUCUUGCCGAAAUAUUUCGCUUAGCUGACUGUAUUCCCGAUGAUUUCAAAAAUCCAGCCCGUAGUCGCUUCAGGCCGUUCAUUGUUGAUUUUUCAUAUUUUGAUGAUCUUUCUGUUAUUGAUCGCUACAUUGAUUCGCAUGAGCAAGGAGCACAACUGGAAGACGAAUAUUUAUUUAUAUUUGAAAGACACAUUAAACGCUUUGGUGCUCUCUUCGAUGCUAUAGCGCACUUUUUUGCUGAUUUAAUUGAAUAUUCAGAAAAUAAUCGAUCCAGUCAUAUCGCCUUCUCAGUGCGUCGAACAGCAGCUUUCCUUGCAUUAUGUCAGCAUGAGGCAGAGGCACUCUUUGUUGCAGGCGUCAUUUUGUUGGCAUUGGAUGAGAAAUAUGCGAAUGAAGUGAGACAAAGAUUGUUUGUUGCACACUACAGAAGCAACCCUUCGAGCAGUGAACGAUUCGAUCUUCUAGUUGAUGUUUUAAAGGCAACUUCGAGUCGAGAAGAGCUUUUCAGAAGAUUACCGUUAAAUGAAACUUUUGUCAGUAAUAUGCUUUUGGUGUUACAUACGGAUGUUUUGUUUCCUGAUGAGAAUGAACUUGUGCCGCAUGAGAUUUCCCGGCGAGGCAUUCGUGCUUCACGUUAUCAGCGAGCAUUUCUUUCUGUUUGUCUUUUUUUUCUUCCUGCAGUGCUACAUUCGGAUCAUGUUGUUAUGCGCCAUAUUGUGGAUACAUUUUUCACUGAGGAAUGGGUGGUGCAUUUGCACAUGGGAAUAGUGAUGAAUAUGCUAGAUGCUUGGGAUCAUCAUAAAGCAGCAAUUAAUGCACUGCAGCAUGCGCUUAGUGCACAAACAGUAAAGAAUUUGACUGCGAGCCAUAUAUCCGCUCUGAAAGCGGCAUCCUUCCCACAUACUGCCAAGUUUUCGGUGGCCGAUGUCAUUAUGUUUGCCGAUUCAAUAGCUAUUUCAAAUAAGCAUCUCGAGUGGGUUAUGUUACAUGCCUAUAAGCUCGAGAAAUGCUCCAAGCGUGCCGGACAGCUUUAUGACAUUGUGAAUAAUCAAAUUGCGUCUUCUUCGCUUGAUUUAUUUAGUAAAUUGCUCGAACUUUCAACUUUUGAAUACGGUUAUAAAGAAAUCGCUCGGUCGCUUCUUGAUAAUAAAGAUAAGGAUGUUCGAAAACUUAAGGAAGAAGUUUGUGAUCACAUCAUACAAAUAGCCGAACUUUUUGCAAACGAAUUACCUUUGCAAAGGAUCAAGAAAAAUGAAAAGUUAAGAUCAUGGCUUUUAUUGCUAAAGAAAACCAUCGAUGAAUUAGAUAUUUUAAACGCAGAUGCGUCUUCCUUGAUCUCAGAAUUGAAAAACCGACUGGAUCAGGUGAGCGAUAUGCAUGAUCUGGGUGGAAUAGUUGCCGUAUCACAAUAUCUGCAAAAUACCCAAGCUUUAUUGACUAUACUUUCGCACUAUUGCCUAUUGGAUGAAGCAUUUUUGAAAAAAAUAGAAGCAGCGACAAAUUUUUCGUAUGGAUGGGCAAUUACUGACCAAUGGACUGAAAAUAUGAAAACUUUGGUAAAAGUCGAUCCACUUCCAAUACGUUCAUUGUUUAUCAAAGUGGCGAGUUCAAUUAAUUUAACAUUGGAACGUUUAAAUACACCGGAGAGAAUAUCCUCCAUAUCAAUGUGUUAUUCGUGCUUGAUUGAAGCAAAAUUGCGCAAAAUUCUUCAGGCUGUUCCACGUUUGCUCUUCGCACUGUUAGAUAAAGUGGCUGAUUUAUUGAACCCUCCGCAAGGAUGUUCUAUCAAUAAAACUGAUGUCCGCCAAUUUGCGGAUUCGGAUCGUCGUUUGCAACUUGCUGCUAUUACACAUGCAAUUUCAAUGCUUUCUUCUGGCAUCUCAACAAUGCAACUGGCAUCACUUGGGUCACUUCGAGUGGAUCCAUCAAAUCUUCUUCUGGAUGGAAUCAGAAAAGAAUUAGUGGGUCGAAUCUGUGCAACGUUACGAUCGCAGUUAACUUCUGAUUUGCUUCUGGACGAUUUUUUAACUAAAUUGAAGAGUCAAUUUGCUCACUUACGUGGAGCUUUUGUUUAUAUGUGUGAGCAUAUUGCAAUUAACGGAGCUGUAAUAUGGCACAACGAAUUAGCUCGUAUAAUCGGUUAUAUGGUCGAGAAAGAAUGUAACGUCUUUCUGCAACAUCCUAUCGCUGAAGAAGAAAGUUUAUAUCAAUCUGGGUCAGCGCCUAUUCCAAAUAUUCUAGCACUUGACGGAUCAUUAACUCCUCUACAUCGCUUAUACAGCCGAAUUUUGAAUGCAUCAGACCCAAAAUCAUCUUAUUUUGUAAAUUCGAUGAGGAUAUGGUGUGAUUUAAAAACUAAGAAAACAGUGUUAUCAAACGAAUCUCUGAAUGCUAUUCAAGAAGCCCUUUCACCAAUGGCUCUGCAUGCGCUGGAUCGGAUUGCAUCGUUUCACAUCGUAAAACAUUUGUAUACAUUAUGUGACCAACUUUCGGAAAUAUUGUGCCCUUCAAUGGCUUCAAUGUUAAAUGACAUUACAUUGGUGAAGGCUGUAGCAGCUGCCGAGAGACUGAAAAUUUUCGAUUAUGCUUUAUCAAAAUUCUUGCCAAAUUCAUCACGAUUUAUUGUUACUAUCAGUAAGAUUGGUCAAUUACAACUAUUGCGGCAGCAAAUAUUAGCUGUCAGUCAGUCAGCGUUACGACAACACUCAUCGAAUAUCUUCAAUGCAGUUGCUACACUUAACGAGGGUGUCGUUGGCGAUAUUCGUGGACACCGCGGUGAAUGCGAUGCGACGUUCCUCAAUGAAUUGUCAGCGCUCUUGGAACGUUGCGCCAUAACAGAUCCAUUCAUGAAAAUAUACAUAAGAAAAGAGAUACCACAACUGCUGAUACCUACAAUGUUUCUUGUACUUUUGACCGCGACAAGCAAGUUCAACGUCCUUAAAAAAACCGAUUCGACGGAUAUCUCAGCAUUUUCUGCCGGUUUCGCAUGUAUAUUAUUACAGUUUAAUGUUUUGCAAGAAUUUUUCGAACUCAGCAAUAUUUACACAUCAGCGAUUUUACUUACAACACGGGAAAGUGCGAAACAACCAACUUUUGCGCACACUCUUCGUUUCAUAGCUCAUUAUUCUUCUAUACCGUCAAAUGAAGUGGAAGAAUAUCUUUUGCUUUCAUUAUCAGAAAAACUCUGA